Harpegnathos saltator (Jerdon's jumping ant) is the source of this 2414-nucleotide messenger RNA. RefSeq names its product methionine sulfoxide reductase A (gene MsrA). Gene Ontology annotation, molecular function: peptide-methionine (S)-S-oxide reductase activity. The coding region runs from base 780 to 1583 and encodes 267 amino acids. The transcript has 4 exons. The record is from RefSeq and is a predicted model, not a curated record. NCBI's taxonomy places the organism in Eukaryota, Metazoa, Arthropoda, Insecta, Hymenoptera, Formicidae.
CAGAAUCAGAACCGUGCGAUUAUUUUAUCAUUGCAACUGUUAUUAUCAGCAAGCGCCGAUCAAUCGAAGAAUCACCAUUCAAGUGUUCAAUCCGUUUUGCGCCAAGUGCGCGAAAAAAGGUCUCAUGAUGCCCAUAGAGUGUCUCUUAUCAACACUCGAUCAAAAAAAAAACUAUUUUGUGCCAGUCAUUUCAAGAUUAGCGGGCAAGAUUAAUAGUAAUCCCCAAGAAGCAGACUACUGAUGAAAAAACCGAGCUGCGCGCGGCGCGUCCGCUCAGAAUUGAAAUCACCCGCGAUAGGAUCGUUCGAUCUUCCGCGAACUCGAAGUUCAAUCCAUCGAACUCUCGCUCGACUUUCGUGCUUCCUGGCACGUGCGCGCCCAAACCACCCACCCUGCCGCCGUCGAUGCUAUUAUUAUUCACUCGUCACUCAGCGUCGCGAGAAACGUAUGUUGUCGACAGUUUGCGGUAAUUCGUAGCAACGACGAUACUCGAAUCGCGUUUCCUCCGACACAUUUGAUCUGUCCUUGAUUUGAUUAUCAUCCUGUCGCAUCCUGACAUCCCAAUCUUUUUUCUCACUCUGUCCUCCGCUCUCCCUCUUCUUCCCGUUUCACGCAUUUUAGCCGCCGGUCUCAAGCCGGCGUCCGUCGUGUACCGUUCGUCGAACGGUUCGACGUAUGCCACGGUGGGAGUACCGCAGAGCAUGGCGGCGAACCAGGACGGGUGAAACCUCAACCGGCACUCAAGUCUACUUAGACUUGGGCGAUCCCGCGAUACCAGAAUGUCGCGAUCCUGUCGUGUAAUCGCAGCGAUGCUGCCGUGCCUGAUGCGGGCUGUUUGGACCAACAAUUGUUCCAUGUCGUCAUACCAGUACGGCGCGGCACUCAGCUGCUCGAUCUUUCAACGUUACGAUUUCUGUCCGUAUAGCAAAAUGUCGAGGCAGUCGGAGCAGGUCGCGAGCAAGCGAGCGACCUUCGGUAUGGGCUGCUUCUGGGCGGGCGAUGCUCUGUUCGGCGCACUGCCCGGGGUCAUCAGGACUUGCGUGGGUUACGCCGGUGGCACCAAGGAUUCUCCAAUCUACAAAGACAUGGGAGAUCAUACGGAAGUUGUUGACAUUGAAUACAAUCCAGAAUUAAUAUCCUAUUCGUAUCUGCUGGAGUUGUUUUGGAAUAAUCAUGAAUAUGGCCUGACAACCAAGAUCAAAAGACAGUACAUGUCGCUAAUUUUAUAUCAUGACGAAGAACAAAGAUCAUUAGCUACAGAAUCGCAGGAAUUGAAACAGCGAGAGGUUGGAGAAAUCUUCAUUACAGAGAUUAAAAAGUUUAUAAAAUUUUAUCCGGCGGAGGAUUAUCAUCAAAAAUAUCGACUGCAACAACAUCCGUGGUUGGUCCAGACCACAGGACUUACCACACCGGAAGCUUUACGUACAUCUCCAUUAGCAGCAAAGUUAAACGGCUACAUAGCGGGUGCCGUCAGUCUCAAACAGUUCCAGCAGGAGUUACCGCACUUAGGACUUAGCGAAAAAGCAGCACAAUAUGUAACGAAAUAUGUUAUUGAAAAUCAAGGGAGCGGUUUGUAUUGUUAGCUGAUCUAGAAACGCUAGUCGAUCGUAUUUGCAUGAACAAAAAUGUUACAGCUUGGCGUAUUUAUUGCGAUAACGAUUUUAUAAUGCGAUAAUAAGCAUUAUAUAUAAUAUUCAAACAGAUUUUUUUAUUCAUACUGUAUUGUUGUAAUAUUAUUAGUUGAAAUUUAUAUUACUCGUUUUUAAAUUCUGCUGCGUAAUGUACAAAUUGUUCUACGACUCGUAAUCUUAAUUUUAAUGAGAUUAUUUUAAUAUUCGUAUAGAUAUUUUUUCAAUUCUAAUAAAAAUUUUAAGACAUUGUUGGAUUAUAAAAAGUUGAUGAAAGAUGUUCAAAUGAACUUUAAUAUGAUAUUAAUUUAAAACCUUUUGCGACAUAGGGAUACACAGAGUACUGAUUAUAAGUAAAUAAACAGAAGAUAUAUCAUUAUUAUUGUGCCGAGUACCGGUAAUCAUUAGAAUAUUCGAUGUAUUUCAAAAAAGCAAGAACAAUUGCUUCUAACAGUUUGUAUAAUGUUCGAAAUGGCUGUGGAAUUUUAACUCGCAAAUGAUAAAAAUUACAGUAACUAUUUUCUAUAUACUGAUAUGCUAAGACGACAAUAUUAAUAAAUAUGAGUUCAUUAGAUCCCUUUCAAUGAUUUAAUUUCAAUAUCUAUUUAUGAAGUUGCUAUUAAAAUAGAGCCAGAGUUAUAUAUACUUAUUUAACUAAACACUAGAGAAUAGAUAAGAUUAAAUUAUGUCAAAUAAGCGUUUGCAGGAUAUUGAUUGUUUAUUUAUGGAAUGGAAAAAAGUAAUGAUGUCACUUACUCCUCCGCCAGAUAAAAUUUUAUAAACUUU